CCUAUAAGGCCUGGGCGGGCCGGGCCGCGACACACACAGUCUCUGCCAUGGCGCUCAGCGAGCCUAUCCUGCCGUCCUUUGCCACCUUCGCCAGCCCGUGCGAGCGCGGCCUCCAGGAGCGCUGGCCGCGCAACGAGCCCGAGGCGAGCGGCACCGAUGAGGACCUCAACAGCGUUCUGGACUUCAUCCUGUCCAUGGGACUGGACGGUCUGGGUGCCGAGAACCCUCCGGAGCCGCCGCCACAGCCUCCGCCGCCUGCUUUCUACUACCCGGAGCCGGGCGCCCCGCCGCCCUACGGCACCCCCGCGGCAGGCCUGGGAACCGAGCUGCUGCGCCCGGAGUUGGACGCGCCCCCGGGACCGGCUCUACACGGCCGCUUCGUCCUUGCGCCCCCGGGGCGGCUGGUGAAGGCCGAGCCCCCCGAGGUGGACGGCGGCUUCGGCGGCCCCGGUCCCGCGCUGCACUACGGGCAGCCCGCGCCCGGCGCCUUCGGUCUCUUCGACGACGCGGCCGCCGCCGCGGCGGCCCUGGGCCUACCUCCCCCUGCUACCCGCGGUCUCCUCACGCCGCCCUCGUCCCCGCUGGAGCUGCUGGAGGCCAAGCCGAAGCGCGGCCGCCGCUCCUGGCCCCGCAAGCGCGCCGCCACGCACACUUGCAGCUAUGCCAACUGCGGCAAGACCUACACCAAGAGUUCGCACCUAAAAGCGCACCUGCGUACGCACACAGGUGAGAAGCCUUACCACUGCAACUGGGACGGCUGCGGCUGGAAGUUCGCGCGCUCAGACGAGCUUACCCGCCACUACCGCAAGCACACAGGUCACAGGCCGUUCCAGUGCCACUUGUGCGACCGCGCCUUCUCCAGGUCCGACCACUUGGCCCUGCACAUGAAGCGACAUAUGUAGCCUGGGUAGACCUGGCUACUCCAUGCACGGCCGUGGCGGGUCCCACGCGCCGGGCACGGUCCUUUUCAAACUGACUGCUAUUUAUUGGACCCUGAGGACGGGGCUGGGAGUGUGGCGUAACUGCCACCAGUUCUGGCCCCCAUCGUGACUGAAGGCCCCGGGGAAGAAGACAGGAGCCUGUGACGAAUGUUUUCAAAAUGGUGCAAUAAUUAAUUGACUUAUUUCCCUUGGGUCCCCACUAGAGGAUCGAGGCUAGAUGCCUUGUGAGAAAUGGCCUUUGAGUGUACUGUCCCCCGUGUCGUUUUUUAUGAUAUUGUAUAUAAGUGACUGGCAGAUUGUAUUUACUAUAAGGGAGACGAUGGCAUCUUUGCCGCCUGCUUCAUUUUUAUAAGACUUGGUGUUUUCUAAUUAAAGUUUUGAAUC
Microtus ochrogaster (prairie vole) is the source of this 1325-nucleotide messenger RNA. RefSeq names its product Kruppel like factor 2 (gene Klf2). Lineage: Eukaryota; Metazoa; Chordata; Mammalia; Rodentia; Cricetidae. Gene Ontology annotation, biological process: regulation of transcription by RNA polymerase II. Bases 48 to 902 code for a protein of 284 amino acids. Gene Ontology annotation, molecular function: RNA polymerase II cis-regulatory region sequence-specific DNA binding; DNA-binding transcription factor activity, RNA polymerase II-specific. The record is from RefSeq and is a predicted model, not a curated record. The transcript has 4 exons.